Molecule: messenger RNA, 6524 nt
Organism: Saccostrea cuccullata (small rock oyster)
Lineage: Eukaryota; Metazoa; Mollusca; Bivalvia; Ostreida; Ostreidae
Exons: 6
Coding region: 101-3808 (1235 amino acids)
Cellular component (GO): nucleus; cytoplasmic ribonucleoprotein granule
Molecular function (GO): mRNA binding; RNA endonuclease activity; metal ion binding
Source: RefSeq, a predicted model, not a curated record
ACAGAGCGCCAUCUGUUGAACGUUUAAGAUGUCACGAUUUUAGAGAUUUAGCACUACCUGAUUCGGAAAAUGAAAGGAUUCUUUGGAUAUUCCUUAGUCUAUGAUGACUAUAGAUGAUUUUUAUGUCGAUAAGGCAAAGGAAUCGUUGAUUGAAGCGUACAAAGAUCGGAUCUAUCAGGCUUUUCAUGUAAACAUCACCCUCUGUCAUGACGAAGAUAAGCUGUCUACGAAAAUAUGCAUGUCAUCCUCGGACGAAAAUGGCACAUCGAAAAACAUUAAAAAGGCGAAAACCUAUUUGGAAUCACUGACAGCUGAUGGGGAGACAUUGAGCCGCUGUAUUCAGACCCUGCCUACCUCUCAUUUCACCAUGGUCCAGGAAUUACAGUCCACCAUUGAACGCGAUUCUCAAGCCGUGGUUGACCUUUCGAAGGAAAACUCCCAUGUCUGUAUCUUUGGGAAGAAAGAAAACGUCAGCAUUGCCCAGGCCCUGAUAGAUCAGCUAGUGAAGAAACAGGGCAGUGUAGAGUCUUUCAUCAAUAUUCACACUCAUGGGAGGGACAAGGGCCUAGAAGGGACUAAGGUCCAAAAAGGGUCUGAAUUAAUACCCACAAAUGGUGACAAAGAUAAUGUAGAUUCAAUGAAUGAAAAUGGGAAUGUACUUUGUGAAGAGGAUAGGGAAACUAGUGAUGUGUCUCGCUUAAAACUACAAAGUUCAGAAAGUCUGAACAGAGUUUCCAGUGUAACUGGUGCAACUGAAAAGAGACAACUUCGGACACAUUUAGCCUUGAAAAGGACAGUGUCCGUAGGAAUGAGUCCAUUACCUUCAGAGCUUACAGCUCCUUGUAAGAGCCCCCUGACAAAAACUAUGUCUUACGGUCAUCAUGUGAAGUUGACCGAAAACUCUUUUUCCAAUUUAAAGCUGAAGCAUCAGUCGUCCUCUUCUUCAGAAGAAGAUACUACCGACGAAGAAGAGUACAACACGAAAAUAGAAUUCGCAUUAAAGUUAGGGUACUCGGAACUCCAGCUGGCUUCAGUGCUGAAAAAACUUGGCAACAAAGCUGGGCAGAAUGAGAUUCUGUCUGAACUGAUCAAACUAAGUACCUCCACUGAUCGUGAACCCCGGGGCUGUGACGAGGAGACCCCCGGUCUGUGUGCAUUGGAGGGCUCCUCAGAAAACCUCCUGGAUCUUACCUCAGAAAACUGUUUCGACCUUUCGGAUUCAAACUUUCGUCCAAUAGUCAUAGAUGGAAGUAAUGUUGCAAUGAGUCAUGGCAACAAGGAGAUUUUCUCGUGUCGAGGAAUACAGCUAGCUGUUGAUUGGUUCAAAGAUCGGGGUCACAAGGCAAUCACGGUGUUUGUACCUCAGUGGAGGAAAGAGACAUCACGUGUUGAUGCCAAAAUUACAGAUCAAGAGAUUCUAUUUCAACUUGAAAAAGAGAAGAUAUUGGUGUUCACGCCCGCACGCCGCAUCGGAGGUAAACGGGUGGUGUGUUACGAUGACCGCUACAUCCUAAACCUUGCGGCGGACAGUGGGGGAGUCGUGGUGUCCAAUGACAACUAUAGGGAUCUCGUGACUGAAAAAUCUGAGUACCGCAAAGUGGUGGAGGAGAGGUUACUCAUGUAUUCCUUCGUCAAUGACAGAUUCAUGCCCCCAGAUGAUCCGCUUGGCAGACAUGGCCCCAGUUUGGACAACUUCCUGUCUAAGGAGCCGAGACAGCCGGAGCCCCUCCCCCCAGUAUGUCCCUACGGCAGCAAGAAAUGUACCUACGGCAACAAGUGUAAGUUCUACCACCCUGAGCGAGGGAACAUGCCCCACAAAAUGGUGACGGAAAAACUAGCCGAGCAGGCCAAGCAGAAAAUCCAGGAGGUGCGGGAAAAUCGGAAGACACAGGAAGGUUCAAAAGGAAAACAACCUUUGUGUAAGAAAUCCUCUCGGGGUAAGGCGGCCUUAACGAGAACCCAGUCCCUCACCCCCAAACCUCUCCCAGACAGCCUGGUAGCUGACACACCCUCAAAGAGACUUAGCGGGGACUUUGGUGAGGCGGCCAUGGAAGUGCUGCCCCGAAACAUGGAAUACCGAGACGUGGAGAGUGAGGAGAAGUGGAGGAGUUAUAACGACAAACUUACUGAGCAUCGGAAACAAGUGGAACAGGCAGAUAAGGAGCAACAGAGGCAAAGAUCUGAAACCAUGGAAUCUCAGUUCAGUGUUAAGAUGCAGAAUGUGGAGCCAUUUAACAUGGCCAGUAAGAUUGAUCAGUGUGGUUCUCGGUCGUCCUCCCCCCGUCAGAGGUCCACUCCCUCCCCCCAGCUGAUGCCCCCUCACCCCCAGGAGAUGUUCCUCAGCGGUCAUCUGAUGCUAGCCAAGAAGUUAUCUGACGAAGCAGGAGAAACCAAGACUCAUAAGUCAGAGGAAAGGUUGUUUAACACUAGCCCUCCCAGUAAUUACGCCUGUCAGAGCCCACUGUCCACACCUGUGAAGCAGAACAAGCCUCUGACACAGCAUCCCUCCCUCAUGUUGAACCAGCAGGUACCUCCUCAACACCAGCUUCUCUCCCAGCAGUUCUCUCAUCCUGUCCCCAUGCAGCAUCAGCAUCAGAGACUUAGUAGACAAUAUUCCCUCCAAGGAUCACAAGAUCCACGCUUAAGACAGGAGUGCAUGUCUUCUGCUCAUUCCUGUAGGGGCCCUUUACCACAGGAUAAUUUCGGGGGUUUUGGAAUCCCUCAUAACACGUUUGCUGGAGAGAAUUUCGCCAAUCUGCCUCCACAGUUUAGUGGUAGGCCAGAUCAUCGUUUUCUAGGUGAGGAGUCUGAACAUGCGGCCUUGGCCAGAAUGCAGAGUGCUCCGGAAACUAUAUUCACAAGACAUGACAAUAAUUCGCACAAGAGAUUUGGACGAAUGGUCCGUCAGAAUAGUUCCUCAGACACACAGAUCCACAUGAUUGGAGAUACGGAUCUAGGACCAAGUGAAUACAGUUUGUUCCCUUCUGAAUGUGUUGAUUUUAACAGAGGAAACCCACAGAGUUCCCAGUAUUCCUCAGGAAUGACCCCCCAGCGAACUGAUCCUCGGCACUUAAGAAGUAGAGCAGUUGGCAGCUAUCCCAAACCACAAGAGUAUCGUUCACAGCAUGGGAAUGGGGAAACCAGGUGGACUUUUGAACCUGUUUUAGGGCUUGGACUCCCUGAAUAUGGAAAGGGUCAUUAUCCAGCAAACCAAGGUAUUGAUGCCUUUGAAUCUGAUUAUCCAUCAGUACCAUCAUGGCAGAGUCGGGAGAGUGUGAAAUACUCUGUUGAAGAACGGUACAGAUAUCAACAAACAUCCUACGAUCCAUUCCAUGAGAGCAGUGGACUACCGUUUUCACAGCAUAGACCUGCAGAAAGGUGCCACUCGGGGGGAUUUUCUUUCCAGAAUCAGACUCCAUCAAACAUGUGUGCUAUGUCCAAUUUCUGUGAAAAUCAACAACAUUCCAUGUUACAAAACCCUUCUGGCAAACAAAGUGUAGGAAUCAUUGGAGAGGAACAUAAACAAAGCCUAUCAAGAACAUCCUCUGCAAACUUAAGUGGCCAUCCCUCGUGUCCACAAAGUUUUGGUGCAACCUUGAAUCCCAUGGGAACGCCAAGGAUGGAGGGGGCUGGAAACAGACCCAAAUUCUCGGAGUUUGCUCCCAUUGAACCCACGGACAAGAGAUACAAUUUGUACUAUCAUUUGUGUGGACUCUUCCCCGAGCCCAAAGUCAGGAAAGUGAUGACCGACCAUCCAGAAGAAACCAGUCCUCAGGAGCUCUGUGCUCUCAUCAUUAGCUUGAAAUAAUUAAAACGAGUAUAGAUAUCAUUAGAGAUAUUAGAGAUGGUUCAAGUCUUGUAUAUAUACACAUAUUCAGCUUUUGUAAAGCUUACUUGUGAUUUUUUUUCAUAAUAUCAACUGUAUAUUGUAAUACAGAUUUAUUUGUGUGUAAUUUUUUUCCUUACACAAGUGAUAUCAAAUAUUUGUUGAAGGAAAAUCCAUGAAUUCAUAUCAGUGACAAAGAAAUCAGAUUUUUUGGUGCAAGUAAUGAACAGAAUUUUGUAUGCUAAUUUUGUUUUGUUGGGGCAGACAUAAUGUAGAUAUACUUGUAAAUAAAUACGUGUUUUAAGUAUGUUGCCAAUCAUUGCCAUAUCUUAAUGAUCUGACCAAUUGUGUGCUUCUUGUUAUAAUUAUUGACAUUUUGCUGUAAUAAUUUGUGUAAUUCUGAGCUGAGAACUUGACUGAGCUCUAUAUGAUACACGUCUUUCAUCUGAUUAUCUGGUCUAGCUGUGGAAUAGCCUCACGCACCUUAAACCUCCUCUCUAAAACCAUUGGGUCAAUAUAUCAAAGAAAAAAAAUAGUCACAAGCAUCUUAAGGGGAAAGGAGAUCAAAUUUGUUCAAAUGAAGGACUGUGCCUCCAUUAAAAGGCGAGACAACUAAUGGGUUUGUUGUUUUUCUUCAAAAUCAACCUAGCCAGAUCAGAGAAAAUUUAAAUUAAAAAUCUUUUUAAGAGGGUAUAGUUUUCUUUUAAAAUUGAUGCCUUUUUUUUUUUUUUUUUUUUUUAAGGAGUACACCUGUACUAUAAAUCUCAAAUUUUUGUAUCACCUUUGGUUUUAGAAAGUUGUUUGGCUUUUAUAAUCAAAACAGAUUUUCACAAAAUCUCGUUAAUGUAUAUGUAAUUUUUAUUUAGAAAAAUAUUUGUAAGAAAUUAAUUUUGGUAAGCAGAUGGUCUCGCAUAAUUCUGCAAAAAUAAAAUUCUCACAAAUAAGAAAUGAUUUAUAUUAGUUGAUAUAUUCAUAGCAGACACCAGAAUUAGAAAUUGAUACAUAUAUAUGUAUGUUAAAACUUGGAGAUAUUUGUUGGUAAUAUUAAAAAAAAAUUUGCAAUAUGCCUUCCAGUUAAGAAAAUGUAUGGUUUAAUUUGUGAACUUGUGCAAUAUGGUUCAUGUUUGAAAAAUUUUCAAAAGAAUUUUGUGAAUCAUUGAAAAAGAUUUUAUUACAUGUCUAUAAUUCCUUGAUUCUUUCAUUACUGAAAUGUAUUAAUUUGUUAUUUUUUCCCUCAGAUUUUAGAGGAAAUAUAUUCAUGAUGUUUUUAUUCCUAUUCUUAUACCAUUGUUACAUGUAUUACCCAGUGCUUAUUGUAUGUAGAAAUGUACAGUUAUGUUUAGGCAGUUAUUUUUUUGCAGUAUGUUUUUAAUUAGGAAUUGAAAACACACCAAUAGAAAAAUUCUCAUGACAUCUCAAAACAUUUCACUGCGUCCUGUACAAAACAUAUUUCAAUAGCAAAGAUAGGGAAAAAGUUGUCCCCUCCCUCAAUAAUUAUUCUAUAAAUAUAACUCGUGAUCUGGGAAUGCUAUUUUAUGACAGCUAAGUCUGUAUAAAAUUAUCUGCCCCAGAACUACUAAUCUGCUAGAUUUGGUAGAUACUACAUUGUACAUAUAUUUAUGUAUAUUAUGUAUUUGCUGCUUGUAUUUUAUCUAAAGAACAUAUUCUGAUAUUUAUUUGCUUUCUUAAUACAUAUUCUUGGGGACGCAUUGUAUGUUUUUUGUCUGUAGAUAAUACAUGUAUUUGAUUUACUGUUUGUAAUACAUGUAACUGUCACCAAUAGAUGUUCUCUAGAAAUUUUAAGAUGUAAAUCAUUUCUUUUCACUGAAUUUUUUUAUCUGCUAGAUUUUGUAUUUGUUUUUUUUUCUCUUAAUUUGGGAUUGAAUGACCUUUAUCUUGACAGCAGUAAAACCCCAUUAGAUAUUUUUGCAUUUAUCACACAUGUUUUUCUAGAAUGUGAUGCUACAUUCCUUGGGUAAACAUUUUUUUCCUUUUCCAGCCAAAUUUUUGCUGGCUUGAUAUAAAAUGUGAACACAGCUGUACCAUGUGUUUUUAUGGAAAUCACCAGUUAGGUGAACUGAAUGCGUAACCUCGAUGUUCGAGGAAUAUCCUAUUUUUAAAAGUGUGUUCUAUAUUGUUUCAAGUGAAAAAAAAUACGCACAUAAAAAAACACCAGUAAGUGGUUAUAACCGUACAUGUUUGUGUAUAUAGAUAAUUGUUAGUGGAUAAUAGGUAUAUAUGGUUCACCGGCAUUUGGUAUGGAAGCAUUGUCUUGAAAUCAAAAUAUCAAUUAUUUUAAACUGUGUGAAAAUAUUAAGGGUAAAUGAAAGUAAACAUUCAAAGCUGUUGGUAAUAAAAUUGAGCAGACCCUGUUUCUCUUACAAUUUGGAACUUAAAAUAUUUUGAAAUAAAUGAAUGUCUUUGAAGUAUAUUGCAUGUAUUUUUCUUACAUGUCUAUGAGUACUAAAAAAGAAAUUCAAAAUUCAGAGGGUAUAGAUUUUAGUAAAGACAUUGCUUACUUACCAGAUAGCUAGUGGCCGUAUAAUGUAUAUAAUAUUUAAUGUGAAUAUGUAUAUAGGAGGAUGGCUGUAUGUAAAUAUUAUAGGGUGAUGAUUGUAAUUCUGUUAUGUACAUGUAUAUCUGUGAUCCCAUGUUAUAGAAAAAUUAACUGUAUAAAUAAAUCUAGUCAGGAAAUGAA